ACCAAAUCUGAUUCGCCUCCGAUCUUCCAACACACCAAGGUCACCGAUGCGACUCUUCCCCCUGUUAGUGCCGCUGGCUUGUGCCAUCAGUCUCCCUACGACGGAUGCAUCCAUCCCGCGUGCUUGCUCCUCUUCGGCGCACCAGCAAUUCGCAUUUUGCAAUGCUUCGCUGUCGACUUCCGAGCGCGUCGAGGACCUUUUACGUCGUCUACCGCUGGACGAGAAGGUGACGCUGUUGACCGCCCGUGCCAGCCCCAAAGGCAACAUGAGCAGCAUCGGUCUGCCCGAGUACAACUGGGGCGCUAACUGUGUGCACGGCGUGCAGUCGACGUGCGGCACCAACUGCGCCACGUCGUUCCCGAAUCCUGUGAACCUUGGGGCCAUUUUCGACCCACAAGCGGUGUUCGAUAUGGCCCAAGUCGUGGGCUGGGAGCUCCGUGCUUUGUGGCUUGAAGGGGCUAGAGAGAACUAUGCCACAGGUCCUCACUUGGGACUAGACUGUUGGUCUCCCAAUAUUAAUAUUAACCGAGACCCCCGAUGGGGAAGGAACAUGGAGACUCCCUCUGAAGAUCCACUGGUCAACAGCAAGUACGGCGUCGCGUAUACUAAAGGACUACAGGAAGGAAAGGACAAAAGGUUCUUACAGGCGGUCGUAACACUGAAACACUAUGCCGCGUACUCGUACGAACACUAUGACGGGAUUGAUCGAAUGGCGUUUAACGCGGUUGUGUCGAGAUAUGACUUCGCUGAUACGUAUCUGCCGGCUUUUAAGGCGUCGGUCGUGCACGGUAAGGCCAAGGGAGUCAUGUGCUCGUACAACUCUGUAAACGGCAUGCCCAUGUGUGCGAACGAGCAGCUUAACUCCAAGUUGCUGCGUGGCGUGUUGGGUUUCGAUGGAUACAUUACCAGCGAUUCGGGAGCGAUUGCUGGUAUUUACCAUCAGAGACAUUACACCAAGACAUUGUGUGAGGCAGGGCGACUUGCCAUCUUGUCAGGAACAGAUAUCAACAGUGGAAGUGUCUACAAGCAGUGUCUGGAAGAGCUUGUGACUAGUGGACAACUGCCGGUGAAGGCGGUGGACGAUGCCAUGCGAAGAACGCUCAAGCUGCGCUUCGAGUUGGGCUUGUUUGACCCAAUCGACGAUCAACCGUACUGGCACGUGGCUCCCAAUGAGGUGAACACGGCGGAAUCGAGGCAACUGAGUCUGGAUCUCACGCGAAAGUCGAUAGUUUUACUGCAAAAUCAUGGCAAUAUUUUGCCAUUAGCCAAGGGCAAGAAGUUAGCGGUGAUUGGACCACAUGCGAAGGCCAAACGCGCUCUACUGGGCAAUUAUCUAGGGCAGAUGUGUCACGGCGACUACCUAGAAGUUGGAUGUGUGCAGACGCCUUUGGAGGCGAUCACUAUCGCGAAUGGAGCGUCGAACACCGUGUACGCUCAAGGCUCCGGUAUUAACGACACGUCUACUGCAGGCUUUGACGAGGCUGAAGCGGCAGCGAGAAAAGCAGACUCCGUCGUGUUGUUUUUGGGGAUUGAUACGUCAAUCGAGCGUGAAGCGUGGGAUCGAGAGAAUAUCGACAUGCCUAAUAUCCAGAUGCAACUCCUUAAGCGUGUUCGCCGUGCAGGCAAACCGACCGUUGUGGUCCUCUUUAACGGCGGCGUGGUGGGCGCUGAGGAGCUUAUCUUGCACACGGAUGGUGUCGUGGAAGCGUUCUACCCCGGAUUCUUCGGUGCUCAAGCUGUGAGUGACAUUAUCUUCGGUGAUGCAAUCCCAAGUGGCAAGCUUCCCGUUACAAUGUACCCAUCUAAUUAUAUCAAGAGCGUGGACAUGAAGAGCAUGAGUAUGACCAAGUAUCCUGGUCGUUCAUACCGCUACUACAAGGAGGUACCGGUGUUCCCGUUCGGUUGGGGGCUCAGUUACACGAAAUUCACCUUGGCACUUGACAGCGCGAGCGGUGUGACGGAUCCGAGCGAACCCAUUGUAGUAACGCGUAAUUUGGACCAAACUGUCACGGUUAUCCUCUCGAACGACGGCGAUAUUGUCGGAGACGAAGUGGUGUUCGCGUUCUUCCGACCUCUGAAGGUCAAUGCGACUGGCAAUGCAGCGUUGCUGAACGAGCAAUUAUUCGACUACCGUCGUGUGAGUCUACGCCCCACCCAGUACCGCAAGCUAAACUUCCGCAUCCGACAGAGCACUCUGGCUUUGGUUGACGACAAUGGCAACCAGGCAAGCUUCCCUGGUUUCUAUGAGGUUAUCAUCACCAACGGCGUGCACGAGCGUGUAACUUUUGCUAUCCACUUGGUCGGGGAGUACGAGACGCUGAGUGUAUUCCCGACGGAUGUCGGCUACGUCCCCCCGUCGGCUCGAUCGGAGGAUGCACUCAACAGCGACUUCCAUCUGGACGCCACCCGCGCUUUUGAGAAUGUCCCAGUUCGUCCAACCGAAGACAAGAAACCUGAAGCAGUCGCAGUUGCCAUGGCUUUUGACUAGCCCUUGUUUGCUGCCCGCGAUAAGAGAAAAAAGCACUGAUAGCAGUGUGAAUCGUGUUCGCGUACAUGUAGAGCUGGGAGGCAGAGUCACAAUGAAAUCCACCACUUGUCCCUCAGCAACAAAACAAAUUUUCUUUAUAUCUAAAAAAUGGCAAGUGAAAUUCGUUCUGCUAUCGGACUUCCACCAACGACCCCGCGCCCAGAUACAUGUAUCGCACAAU
This is a messenger RNA of Phytophthora nicotianae INRA-310, 2708 nucleotides long. RefSeq lists its product as hypothetical. NCBI's taxonomy places the organism in Eukaryota, Oomycota, Peronosporomycetes, Peronosporales, Peronosporaceae. The record is from RefSeq and is a predicted model, not a curated record. The transcript has a single exon. Gene Ontology annotation, cellular component: plant-type cell wall. Gene Ontology annotation, biological process: xylan catabolic process; arabinan catabolic process. Gene Ontology annotation, molecular function: alpha-L-arabinofuranosidase activity; xylan 1,4-beta-xylosidase activity. The coding region runs from base 47 to 2488 and encodes 813 amino acids.